AGUCAGCAGCUGUCUACAAAUCUGGCAAAUUGUGAUAAAGGGAGCCCGUCAAUAAAGGGAGGGAACACUGGCUGCUUGUCUAACUCUGCCUGUAAUCGUCCAAAGCCCGACGUCUGCCACAAAUGAAGGGAUGAUAUGCGAGGAAUAAAGUCGUGGACUCUAAGCUCAUAGACAUAAAGAAAAAAAAAGAAAGUAUAAAAAGAAAGAAAGAGACACGAGAAGCAAAUGCGCGAGGACUAGAAUCCAGUCGCUGUUUUUUAUUUUCUUCUUUUCUCUAAAGAAACCUCACGGAAAGUGAAAGCCCAGAGCGCAACAUUUCCUUGGGGAGCACUUCUUCAAUGUAAAGUUGAAAGAUCCCAACAUGAGAAGCUCCUGUUACCUUAAUAAAGAGUGUGGCCCAGCAGAAGGAGACUCAGGAUGGGGGUUCCGUCUCAGAAUUAUCCUGCCGAGCUGAUCUUGACCCGGGGUGUACCUGGAAGUAGAAGAAGCCAGCACAAGUUGAGUAGAAGGGAAUAAGGAAAAAGGUUAAUUGAAGCAGAGAAAGGUGAGGGAGGGUGGGUUGAAGAAUCAAACGGUUGGAGUAGGCUGGCUACGUUUAAGUUAGCUUGUCAGGUGAUUAAGGGUGUGGUUUAGGCGUGGUCCUGCUCCCGAAUUUAAGUUAACACCUUAACUUCAUUUGCUGAAAUAUGCAAGGUCAGCACUGAAAAGGGCAUUAUAUGGAUGUCAGCAUAUGUUUCUCCAAAACCUGCAUAUACUGUUCAGCAUCAAUGGUGCCUUUCCAGAUGUGUUAGCUACCCAGGCCCAUGGGCACUUACGUAUCCCCCGUUACAUAUGUCAAAUUCUGAUUGCUUAAGACCACAGGAUAGUUGGCAACUUCGCCUCAGUCCAUCUUAAAUGGGCUCAGGCCCAGAGAAGUUGCUGGUGCCUCUGGAUUAUGUUCCUAUAUGGUUUCCUCUUUGCAUGGUAGAGAUUGAAGCUGCAUUUGUGGAUGUAGUGACAAACUGCGUUCACAGACAAUGGUUUUUGGAAGUUAUUUUGAACCAAUGCAGUGACCUCCACUACAGACACUGUAUUCUGUCACAGAGUGGUAAACCUCUUCUCAUUCUUACUCCUGAAAAACACAGCCUCUAUUGAAUGCCUUUUUAUAUCCAUUCAUGUUGCUUAAUUUUGUUGUGAGAAACAGACACUCCAUGCACACAUACUGUACCUGUCUAUUUGAUUAGGUAUUUGAUUCCUUCUUUGCUGACCCCUAUGCUCUUUUUUGUCCUUCCUACAUGGUCUGCUUGCUGUCGCCUGCAUCCACAUCCUGGUCUCCACCCUCCUACCUCCUCUACCACCCCCCAGCGUGACUCACACACAUUCACAAGCACACAAGCGUCCAUCUUCCUGAGGCCCUCUGCGUCUCUGGACCAGGACGCCGUCAGGACCAGCAGCAGACGAGCCUCCAACAUGAACGACAUCUAUAAGGCCGCGGUUGAGCAGCUGACAGAAGAACAAAAAAAUGAGUUCAAGGCCGCAUUUGACAUCUUCGUACAAGAUGCUGAGGACGGCUGCAUCAGCACCAAGGAGCUGGGGAAGGUGAUGAGGAUGCUGGGCCAGAACCCCACACCGGAGGAGCUGCAGGAGAUGAUUGAUGAGGUUGAUGAAGACGGUAGCGGCACGGUGGACUUUGACGAGUUCCUGGUCAUGAUGGUGAGGUGCAUGAAGGACGACAGCAAAGGGAAGUCAGAGGAAGAACUGGCGGAGCUUUUUCGUAUGUUUGACAAAAACGCAGAUGGUUACAUCGACCUGGAGGAGCUGAAAACAAUGCUGGAGUCUACAGGGGAGGCGAUAACUGAGGAUGACAUCGAGGAGUUGAUGAAGGACGGGGAUAAGAACAACGACGGCAAAAUUGACUACGAUGAGUUCUUGGAGUUCAUGAAAGGAGUAGAAUAAUCCAAAACAAGAGAAGAUCCUGAAUGAUAUUUUUGUAUUUCUCUGUGGAAAGAGAAAGGAGCUGACUUGGAUAGAAACAAUGGAACGACUUUGCAAGAUUCAGUUUAAAACUGUAGCUGAAUGUCUCUGUAUUUUUCCACCAUCUCUUGCAUUGUUGUAAAUACAGUUUCUAACUACUUUUAGAGCCCAAUGUAUACUGAUUUGUGUAAAUGUAUCCAAAUUUCUUAUAUUUUCUAUAGGAGCUAUACAGUAGAGACUCCAUCUUAUCUCUGAGAGGCCAGAGCCAGUUUACCAGCCUUCUAAAAGGGAGGCUGAUAUUGUUCAGCUGUGCACAAAGUAUGUGUGCGCACAAAGCAGAACACAAUCAUGAGUCAACAAAGUUUUAAGAGAGACUCUGGGAGACUUAUAGUUUAAAAAUAACACACUGGAUCCAAACUGUAAACUGUACAUUUCUGUGUGUUUAAGAUGCUCUCAGGACAUUUUAUUCCCCUCUCAUGACCCUGGAAAAAUGUCAUAUUUCUACAUGAUAAGUCUGCUUGGGAAGGAAUAAACAAGGUGCAUUUGUCA
Molecule: messenger RNA, 2502 nt
Organism: Notolabrus celidotus (New Zealand spotty)
Lineage: Eukaryota; Metazoa; Chordata; Actinopteri; Labriformes; Labridae
Gene: tnnc1a
Product: troponin C type 1a (slow)
Exons: 9
Coding region: 1252-1935 (227 amino acids)
Cellular component (GO): myosin II complex
Molecular function (GO): calcium ion binding
Source: RefSeq, a predicted model, not a curated record